AUGGUGGUUUUUCUCGACCAUCUGUCCCAGAUGAAGGAAAUCGACCUGUACACCGUUGACACUGUGUGGUUGAAGCGGAUCACGUCCGAGCCCACCCCACUACUCGAGACACUCGCGCUCGAAAGCACCUCUGCCAAACCAUUCACGUUCUCUCCGGGUGCAUUUCCAGCGUUGCGACACCUGUCGCUGAAACUUUAUGUGUGCAAAACUAGUCUGGCAUCUCUCACUUCUCUUCACUCUCUUGUGAUCGACUGCACAUAUAUAAGUGCACUCGAGCUUCCAUCUCCCAUCGAAUUCUUCACUGCGCUGAACGAUCACCCCCAUCUAUCGAGGCUCACUCUCGUCAAUGCCCUCGCACUGCCGAUAACACCGACUCCUUCGCUGUCCAUAUGCCUCCCAAGCCUAACAGACCUAUCUAUUGAAGAUGGCGAUGUUCGUAAUAUUGGGUUAAUUACAUGUAUUACAGCGCCGUGUCUCGAAACCAGAAAACACUGGACCACCAUGAUGCAACUCGACGUUGAGUCUUCCCUUGCCGUCAUCGUCGCCAUAUACUCAAAGCUUCCCGAUCUCACCCAUUCCAGCUGCGAGUUCAUACUUAGCACUCGCCGAUCGUCAUCUUACGCGCGUGUGCGGGUUUGGGCGAAUCACACGGAAGAUCGGCGAGAAUCCAUGACUCCAUUCUUCGAUUUCAAAGUCAUGGGCCCCAUCGCAGGUUUGCAGAUAGAGGAAUCCGUUUUGAUGCUCUUUCCUCCGACUUCUAUACCGCCCACGCUGUACUUUUCUUCGGAUGCCGACUCGUUCAGCGACGACGCUUUCAGUACAACCCGGCAGCGGAUUCUCCGCCAACUCACCAACGUAACUGAAGUUCAUGCCGACCGGUUGAUCGACCUAGUCCUCAUCAUGUGCGAUACGCCAACAAAGCGAGGAGAAAACACCAUGUCGCUUCCCUCAUGGACAAAGAUGGUUCUCCACGACGUGUUCGAUGUCAAUUACAAAGCCCGAGUUUUGGCGAGGUUGAAGAAGCAGACUAAUGCGCGAAAGGCAAAGAAUGCAGCAAUCAAAACUUGGCAAUUCAACCUCAGGACCACGGGUGCUACUGCUCUGACUACUGCAGAUGUCCAGCAAUUCGAAGAUCUCGUCGACGCCGUAGAAAUUGGAUCCAGGCAAUGCCACCAAUUUCUGCUCUAA
Pleurotus ostreatus (oyster mushroom) is the source of this 1188-nucleotide messenger RNA. RefSeq lists its product as uncharacterized. The transcript has a single exon. The coding region runs from base 1 to 1188 and encodes 395 amino acids. The record is from RefSeq and is a predicted model, not a curated record. Lineage: Eukaryota; Fungi; Basidiomycota; Agaricomycetes; Agaricales; Pleurotaceae.